AUGCCCAAACGAAAGCGCAGCGACGAGCCCUCGGCCUCGAACCUCAACUCCUCCUCCUCCGGCUCCGGCUCCGGCUCCGACUCAGCCCACCACCAAACCGCGACGAGGACGACGAAAAAGAAUAAGAAGAACGCCACCACCACCACCACCUCCUCCUCCUCCCCAUCAACAGCCAAACAACGCAAGCAGCUGCCCCCGCGCCUCGAGCAAGCCAAGAAACAGCUCACCAAGGCGCUCAAGGUCGCGCGCGGCUUCGAGCGCCAGAAGCUGUCGCGCCGGCGCAAGGCCGCGACGGAUAAGAACAACAGUAAGAACGAAGGCGACGGCAAUGACGACGCCGCCGCCGUGGCAAUAAAGCGGAUCGACGGCGAGAUCGAGGCGCUGAAGCGCAUCGACUACGCGAAGCUCGCGGAGAGGCACCUGUACAAGACGUUGUUGCGGAUCAAGAGCGUGAGGGAGCACGGGGCGUUGCCGCCGUGGGUGGUGGUGGUGGAGGGGGCCGAGGGGGCGGGGGUGAUGAAGAAGAAGGUGGAGGAGGGGGGGAAGGAGGGUGGGGAGGAGGCGGCGGCGGCGGCGCGGCAGGCGGGGGGGAUGGGGAAGGAGGCGAUGAAUGUGCAGGCGAGGUUGUUUAAUGCGGGGCCGACGAAGGAGGCGAUGGCGGAGGUGGUGAGGGAUGUGAGGGCCAUUUUGGGGCUGGAUGAUGGGGGAUCGCUGCGGAAGAAGGAGAUGAAGAAGGGGAGGGGGGAGGGGGAGGAGAAGGCUGGGAGGGGGAAGAAGGCGGCGGCGGCGGCGGCGAAGGUUGAGGAGGAGGUCGAGUCUGCAGACGACGACGACGACGAGUCGGAAGCCAGUGCGGCAGAGGGGGAGGGGGAGUGGGACAGCGAGGAGUUUGCGGGUUUCUCUGACCGCAUAGCGGCGUCUUCGGACGAGGAGUCGGAGGAAGAAGGCGUGGAGGUUAGGCUACAGAAGGGGCCUUACCAGCCCGUCCGUGACUUGUCCUUCACGCCUCCGUCGUCGCGCGAGGCGUCGCCGUCGGCGUCGUCCGAACCGACUUUUUCGGACGAGGAAGAGGACGAGUCUCCGGAACCGGAUGCGAAGGCGAAGUCGAAAGAGAAAGAGAAAGAGAAAGCGCCGGUCGUGGCGAAUAAGUCCACCUUCCUCCCUUCGCUUUCGGCUGUUGGUUACAUCAGCGGGUCGGAUUCCGAGGCUGAGGAUCUGGAUGAGCAAAUCGCGCCCCAGAAGAAGAACCGGCGUGGCCAGCGUGCCAGACAGCAGCUGUGGGAGAAGAAGUUUGGCAAGGGCGCAAAGCACUUGGCCAAGCAGAACGAAAAGCAAAAGAAAGACAGGAAUGCCGGAUGGGAUGCGAAGCGCGGCGCGGUCGACGGUGCGGGUGGCAGGGGGAAGAAGGGCAAGUUCGGAAGAGACAAGGGAGGCUUCAGUUCUGGCGGCCGUGGCCCUCAGGCUUCGGAUGCAAACUUGGUGGAGUUGGGCAAGAAGAAGAAUCACAGGGAUGACGGUGGCAAACUUCAUCCCAGUUGGGAGGCUGCGAAGCUGGCCAAGGAGAAGGCGAAGCUCGUAAACGUGCAGUUCCAGGGCAAAAAGAUCACUUUCGACUAA
Diplodia corticola is the source of this 1617-nucleotide messenger RNA. Its product is annotated as cellular morphogenesis protein. The transcript has a single exon. Gene Ontology annotation, cellular component: nucleus; 90S preribosome. The record is from RefSeq and is a predicted model, not a curated record. Bases 1 to 1617 code for a protein of 538 amino acids. Lineage: Eukaryota; Fungi; Ascomycota; Dothideomycetes; Botryosphaeriales; Botryosphaeriaceae. Gene Ontology annotation, biological process: maturation of SSU-rRNA.